AUGGAAAUUUUUAAGAAACUGGAGAUCACCAUACCUUUUUGUGAAGCAUUGCAACAAAUGCCUUCGUAUGCAAAGUUUUUGAAGGAGCUCCUCACGAAGAAAAGAAAAUAUAUUGAGAAGGAGACCAUUGAAGUGCAAGGAGAUUGUUGUGAAAUCAUACCAAAAUUAUUACCUCCUAAGUUUAAAGAUCCAGGAAGCUUCACCAUUCCAUGUACUAUAGGAGAAUUAGAAGUGGGAAGAGCAUUGAUUGAUUUGGGAGCUAGCAUUAACCUAAUGCCGCUUUCUAUGUUCAAGAAGAUUGAAGGCUUGGAACUUAGGCCUACUAGAAUGGCGCUCCAAUUAGCAGACCGGUCUCUUAAAUACCCUUAUGGGGUGGUUGAAGAUGUGCUUCAGAAAGUAGACAAAUUUUUAUUUCCGGUGGAUUUUGUCAUAAUGGAGAGGAGGAGAAUGGAGAUGUGCCUAUCAUUUUGGGGAGACCAUUCAUGA
Vigna angularis (adzuki bean) is the source of this 486-nucleotide messenger RNA. RefSeq lists its product as uncharacterized. Lineage: Eukaryota; Viridiplantae; Streptophyta; Magnoliopsida; Fabales; Fabaceae. The record is from RefSeq and is a predicted model, not a curated record. The transcript has a single exon. The coding region runs from base 1 to 486 and encodes 161 amino acids.